This is a messenger RNA of Prunus avium (sweet cherry), 1856 nucleotides long. NCBI's taxonomy places the organism in Eukaryota, Viridiplantae, Streptophyta, Magnoliopsida, Rosales, Rosaceae. The record is from RefSeq and is a predicted model, not a curated record.
GAAACGGCAUUUCGGUUAAGAUGAUCCUCGCGCGCGUAAAAGGGCAAUGGUUUUUGGUUCAGUAAACAGUCCGGUGGGCAAUCCUCUCCGCCUCUCUGUCAUAACCAUGACAACAACUACUAAAGCUGAAAUUUUAGAACUGAUGAUGAUGAUGCAGCAGAAGCCAAAAAGUUCGAUGAAAAACCAAACCCCCUUGUUCUCUCAUUUGCCUCGGAAAUUCUUGGAAUUCCAAAAAGGGAUUUCUUCUGACAAAGGAAAACACAUGGAGCUUUUGAAAGAGGAGUUUUCACCAGCUGACUUCAAAGCUACUAAAACUAACAGCAUAAAAUAUUCUAGACAGGACUUUCUACAACUUCCUUAUAUCACAACUGACUUUGAAUGGAAAGAUUACAGUCCUGCAGUUUUCAGACGUAUGCUGGAGCUUGAUAGUAUUGAUUAUGACCAGUAUCAGCUGUCAAUAUGUGGACAUCGGACUCUAAAGGAGGUUUGUUUACCGGGAAGAUAUGGCAGGGUAAUUGUAUCAUCCAAUGACAAUCGAUUUGUGAUUAAAACCCUUCGGAAGUCUGAACUGAAGGUAUACUUAGAGAUGCUUCCAAACUACUACUGCCAUGUUAAGAAGUAUCGGGCCUCACUAUUAAUAAAACUGUAUGGACUUCAUGUUGUCAGGCCAGCGGGAGGGAUUAAGGUUUACUGUGCUGUUUGGGGAAACAUGAUGCCAUCAGAAAUUUGCAUAGAUAAGUGUUAUGAUCUCAAAGGCUCUUCAAUAGGCCGAGCCUGCAGUAAAACAAUCGUUGAGGAUAGAGCCAUACUUAAGGAUCUGGAUUUUGAUUUUUGCUUUUACCUGGAUCCAUUAGUCCGAGCUCGGCUCUUAGCACAAGUCAAGUAUGACUGCGAGUUUUUGGAAGCUGAGGGCAUCAUGGAUUAUAGUUUUUUGCUUGGUAUACACAUAGAAGCUUCACAUGAAGGUUCAAUUGAUGAAAACGCUUCCAGAAGUUCUAGUGCCAAAAAGAAAACAGAUGAUACUUCAGAACAAAAUGAAAGCUCAGAGUUAACUCUUGCCGAUAUCUGCGAUCUACUUGACAGCUCAUUAUUCUUCCGCUGCAGGCCUGGGUUUAAAUUUGGGGAUAGACUGCCAGCACGUGCUGUCCGGGCAUUCAGGAAUGCAAUGGAAAGUAAAUCAUAUAGGUCGUGCACCAGUGCACAGGAAUGCUUCAAGGUUCUUUUAAUCUUUGGAAUAGUAGAUUUUUGUCAGAAUUACAAUAUGAAAAAGCGCAUUGAGCAUGCUUGCAAGGCAAUAAAAUAUGACUCAAAAUCCAUCAAGACUGUGAAUCCCAAAGCCUAUUCUUCUCGCUUUCAAGAGUUUCUGAGCGCAAUAUUUCUGCCUGAAGAGUCAGAUUAGUUUGAUCACAACAGGGACUCAGCCACAGGAUAGUCGAAGAUUGCGCUAGUCGAUUAUUUUAGAAAACUUAGUGAAGAGGAGAUGCUUCAGAUCAACACCAAGAACUCUACUACUCGUGUCGGCAAUCUCAGGAUCGGAAUGUCACAUUUUGUGCAUGAGGUAGAAAAUAUAGCUUGAUGCAUUAGUAGGAGUGAGAAGUAAUGAUAGUUCUAAAGAUAAAGAAAAAAUGAAGAUCGAUGAAGGGGCACGCCGCACGGCAUUAUGCACAAGUUGUUCAUAUAGACAAUUCUUGCUUUAAAUUUCAAUGUGAUCAUAAACUUUCACUGAAACCUUCAAGUAAUAUUGUUCAUAAGUGGACUACUGCAUGCCAUUGUUCAUACGAGACGAUCCUUCCCUGUAAAUCUCUUUCUGUAAAUUUCAUAUGAUCAUAAACUCUCAUGUAAUAUUGUUCAUCGUA